This is a messenger RNA of Botrytis porri, 4155 nucleotides long. RefSeq lists its product as uncharacterized. Gene Ontology annotation, biological process: dynein-driven meiotic oscillatory nuclear movement; establishment of mitochondrion localization; microtubule cytoskeleton organization. The coding region runs from base 1 to 4155 and encodes 1384 amino acids. Gene Ontology annotation, molecular function: phospholipid binding; tubulin binding. The record is from RefSeq and is a predicted model, not a curated record. Lineage: Eukaryota; Fungi; Ascomycota; Leotiomycetes; Helotiales; Sclerotiniaceae. The transcript is spliced from 3 exons. Gene Ontology annotation, cellular component: mitochondrion; cell cortex.
AUGAUGAGGGACAAUGGAUGGGAAACUGAAGAUGAGUUUGCGGUGGCAGCUCAAUACCACCUCCCUCCUCCAACAGAUACACCUUACAGAACACCAGCGCCAUCUAUUCGCUCAAAUCGAUCAAACCGCUCAAGACGUUCUUCGAGACAAAAAUCGGUAUCUCCAGGGCCAUCUUCUUCGCCACCACCGCUCCCUCAAGGAGAGAAGCGAAUGAGUUGUUCUCUUGACGUUACCAAUGAUGAAACGAUUUCUAUUCUCGACCCAAGACGAUUUACACCGACUUUGCACGCUAAUUUGGUUGCUGAAAUUUUAACCUUACGUAGGGACCAGGAAGAGAAAAUCAGAACGAUUGAGAGUUUGGAGGAGGCACUUCAUGAUACUCGUGGAGAACAUGAAUCUUUACAAGAUCGUCUUGCAGACACGUCAAAGGAAAGUCGUACUUUGAAACGUCAACUGGCUUUAUUAGAAGGUGGGACCUCGUCUGCUUUAUCUGAAUUAGCAAAGGAGCGAGAUGAAGCAGUCGAAACUACUUCAGAGAUGCGCCGCCGAUUGGAGACCGUUCAGAAGAAACUCAAAAGUCGAGAUGAGGAAGUGGAUCGCGUACAAAAUCUUUGGGCAAAUGACAAGGACAAUUGGGAUGAAGAGAGGAGAAAGUUGGAAGUAAAGAUUCACGUUUCUGAAAACAGACUUAAGACAGUCUUGGAUGAGGUCGCCGCAUAUGAAGCCAGUCGUUCAAGGAACCAACCACAAGUAACCAACCCAGAAGAUAAAGACACUGGAAACGAGAGUGAUGGUGGUAGUGUUCGAACAAUGAGUUUAACCAACAGUUUACGCUUCUCGAUGCUCAAUGGGCCCAAUGGAUAUGGGGUCACUAAAGGAAAUGGUUUGAGCCUUGCCGAUGAAUUAGAUCUCGACGAAAGCGAGACUGAUUAUGACGGUGGACGUGACAGUCUCAUGUCAUCCCCAGAGAAGCAUCACCGAACUCAAAGUCGUGAAAGUAUCCUAUUCCGCACUCACCGUAGGAACCAGAGUGGCGACAGUAUGAAGCGACCUGGAAGCAUUACCCGAGGUAAAUCAUUACUCAACCAAACCGUCCUCGAGAGGUUAGAAGGACGUAUUUCAGAGGAUGAUGAGGUUGCACCUAAACCAACAUUUCAAUACGUCGACACUGGCAUUCAGUACUCCCCUCCACCAUCGCCAAAACUUUCGCCAGUAAUUGAAAUAGUUUCUGUUAUUGAGCCAACAGCGAUAGCUGAGCCAGAGAUUUCCCACAAAUUUGAGGAAGAGCCAUCGGUUGAGAUAUCGAGUAAAGACUGGGAAGUUGGAGCGAACCAGCGAAGGAAGCGUGUGUAUACAAAUCCUCCUUUGGUCAUCGAGCCUCCUAAGAGUUCUCCUAUGAUAUCUUCGGCAUCACAAACUGUCGAUGAACCUCUCAGCCCCCCGCGAACACCUGUUUUCUCAACCCGAGCUCCACAACCACCACCUUCUCAGUUCAUGCCUAUUAAAGAGGAGAAUAAGAUGACAUCUGCGUCCACACAGACAGAAGCCGAAGCCGAAUCCCGCGAAACACCACCAACAUCCACCAAACGUAUUCCACCACAAAUACCCAUUCCAUUGAUUCAAUUGCAUCCGCCUUCCUCAGCUCCAGCAACCCCUCGGCAGUCUUUGUUGCCGCAAUUCUCGAAAGAUGUAGGCUGUCAGGUUUCAAUCUCAGCACCCUCUUCAACAAGAUCGAUGGCUGUACAAACGGAAGAGAUCAGGGUCGCUCAACGCUUGAAUACUCUUCCAGCUCAUCUUCACCCAUCUAUUAUAUCGUCUAGCCCUCCAUCGCCCGAUCUGAAACCCGAUGGUCUUCAGUUCUCGCCAAUUCCAGAUACACUUCCUCCCAAGAAUCCCCGUCGCCAAAGCAGUCAACGCAGUAUAACAACGCUCCCAUCAUCGCCACCUUUAAUGGAGACAAGAGAUGCAUAUCCGGGUAAUAAUGACGAUGGGCCUUUGGCAAAGGACAGAGGACAGAUUAGAAGAUCUCAUCGCGUCAGUAGUCUCUUCGCAGGCUUCGAUGGUGCAAGCUCUGAUGAGGUUGAUGAAUUUGAUGAUGGUGAUGUUAGCGAUAAUGAUUUCAGAACCGCACUUUCUGCUCCAAACGCAACAAAGAAGGAUGAUAAAAACAUGUCACAAGUCUCCAGAUCAAUUCCACAAAAGAUAGAAACCCCCAAUAUCUUAUCUAUCAAAAUUCCUUCCAAUCUAGAUGAUGAAGAAGAUGAUCAAUUCGAUGACGAAAUAUUGGAGUUGCCACCUAGGACGUCCAACAAAGCCGCUCGCACUCUUGGCCAUCCUUUACCAAUUAUUUCAAUGGCUAAACCAGCUCAAUUGCAUCGUUCAGCUCUUAUUCAGAGUGGUGUGAAUGCUCACCGUCCCCGACCUGGUAGCUCUGGGGCGAUCGAGGAGGUUGCACCCCCAUUUCCGAUACCUACUAGAGCAAGCUCUCGGAGACCUGGAGCUGCUGCUAGUGCACCCAGCGAUGGUAAUAGAAGUCCCAGCCACGGCAGAGGAUCAAAGCCUUAUCGAUCUGGUAGUGUUAGCCGAAGUGGCAGUGUUAGAAAAGUUCGAUCCGCUGCUGCUAUCACGAGGGGUAGGCGUGCUCCACGACGUUCCGAAAGCAGAUCACCACCCAUGUCACCAACUCUAGAGCCCGAGAGUCCUGGCUUGCCACCGCUCCCACAUAACGAUAUCACGACGCCGCGAUUUUCGAGGGAUAAUGGUAGCGGUCGUUACAGGAUGCAUAGACAGCAAUCAUCGACCACAAACACCGCGUUUACUACGAACACUGCUGGAUCCUCGGUCAUUACUGAUACACAAGGUACCAACCAAGCCACAAGUGUAGUAGAUGCUAUUGCCCAGACAAUGGUUGGAGAGUGGAUGUUCAAGUACGUUAGAAGACGCAAGUCCUUCGGAAUGUCUGAUCAAGAUGGGGAUAAUGCUACCAACGGCGCUCGUCACAGGCGAUGGGUUUGGCUCGCGCCUUAUGAACGAGCUGUCAUGUGGAGCAGUAAACAGCCCACAUCUGGAUCUGCAUUGUUGGGCAAAACUGGAAGGAAAUUGACAAUUCAAUCCGUGUUGGAUGUCAAAGAUGACAAUGCACCACCGAAGGGAUCUGGAGGAGUUUUUAAUCGUUCGAUCCUCAUCCUUACACCAGCACGUGCCCUCAAGUUUACUGCUAUUUCACGAGAACGACAUUAUGUCUGGCUUACUGCUCUAUCCUUCCUCGCACAUUCGUCACAGGCUGUACCCGAUGUUAUCGCACCCCAUCCUGCACAAACCUUGUCUGCCAAAGCUCCUCCACUACCCGACUUCCAGAAGCCCGGUCGUAUGCAAAAAACACACAAAAUUCGAGACUCGAUCAAGGUUGCGAAGGGGAAAAAUGCUUUUAAUCGUACUGGUCCUGCAUCAAAUUAUUCAUCUUCUCAACAAACCGAUACAAACACGAGCGUUCGCGACAAUGAAUCGUUUCAUACGAAUUCACACUCGGUACGCUCUGACCCUGCAGAGGCACCCGUCGUACCCCGCUUUUCCGAAAGAGGAAUGGGUGGUCAUGGCAGGAAGCGCAGUAACACUGGCUCACAUAUACCACCUCCUCUCUCUUUCCGAGGUUUCAGUGCUGGUCAUGUACCAACUAAUAGCACUGCAGGUAUGAGUGACAGAACAACAGGCUCCUCCGAGAAUCACAGCUCUUAUUCUCAGCCUUCUUCGGUGACAGGAUACAAUGGACCUAGUAGUCGCUCAUCUAUUCGUACAUCUGAUGCCAGUGCACGUCCAGGAGUUGUUGUAAAUAACUUCUUCGAUGCAGUAGGAACAAUGCGAAUGGAAGCUUUUAUUUCUCCACUAGGUGUUAGGAGAUUUGAUGAUUUUCCCGACGAACAAGACGAAAUGGAUAUGAUCAGUUUGCAGCGUCGACGCAGCAGAGAUGGAAGCAGAAGAAAUAGAAAUAAGGAAUCUUUUGGUGUUAGUCGAGGUGGCUUUGGUGGGAGAGCAAUUGAAGAUUGGUACAGCGGAAGUAGAACUGCUGGAGAAGAAGAAUGUGGCCAUCAUGAGUUGGAAGAAAAAUCGGAAAGACAUGGAAGAGACUCUAGAGAUGAUCCUUUCAGCAAUUUUUGA